UCAUUAGGCACAGUAAUGCCACGGUUAUGUUUCAAGUCUUCUCACACAGAACUUAAAAUUGACUGAGCAACACAAUACUACAGUUCAUCGUGCUAUCGGCUUCGUAUUUUAAAGGUUUGUUUGCGGACUCUGGUCUUCCCGAUCUCACAAUGUCGGAAAGAAACGAGUCAAAGAAAAAAUCUUUUGAUGAAUCAAGAGCUGAAUGUAGUUCUACAACGAGGACCAAAAGGUUUGAUGCAGAUCUGGAUCAUAUGAACCUCUCCCCCAUGAUACGCCACCUUGUGGAGAACAUGACAGAAGAGCAUUGGAGAAUUGUCCGUGAGGCUCUAUGUGUGCCUAGGACCAAAGAAGAAGUUGGCCAUCUUUGUGCUAUCAUAGUGAAGAAAGUAGUCCAGACUGCUCAUUAUUACCUGCUCCCAGUCCUCAGUGAAAUUCUGGGUGUUCCUGCCGCAUACGUAUGUGGAAUGACAAGAUCAGGGCAACACACAUUUUGGGUAAGCACCUCAGAGGCCAAGAGACCUGAAGGAUCAUCUAUACGCCAAGGAUCUCAGGGGAUAACAAAUGAAAUGCUCUUGGCAGCAGCCAAGAAAGAAGUCGAUGAGAUUUUUCGAGAAUCUGUCAGAAUAGUCAGUGGUUUGGAUCCAGUUGUGCCUGCCUUACCAGAGAGAUAUUCUUCCAUCUCCGAAAAGAAUGUGGAUUUGACAGCCUCAUGCACCAUUAAGGACUUUGACUCUGGUCCUACUACAGCACCCAUGAUGGCUGAGGACGCUAAAGCCUCAGGACUAUCACAAUCCAUCCCCUUGCUCAAUCAGUUUACCGACACUGAAUUUCAACAAAGGGCAUCAAAGCAAGUGAGUGAGGUUUUGCUCAAAACUCUUGAAAAUGAAUCCCCAAUUGAGGAAUUUGCUGAAGAUGACGAGGAAUCAAACUCCAAAGCAGAAAGUCAAACAGACCUCUGUAGGGUUCAUGCUAUCUUUCCAUCUGGUCCCCUGUCAGAGUCUCUUGCAGUUGAUCUAGUUGAUGAUAUUAUUGAAUCCAUGAAGGACAAAGUCUCCUGCCAAGAGGUUUAUUCAACAUCAUAUGAUGUUGUUGGAUGUGUUAUUGAAGGGAUGAAAGAUCUUUUGGAGAAAACACAAGCCCUAGGAACUGUUGUUCCAAUGAAAAGGAUCUACAGGACAACAUGUCAAAUAAUGUUCAAUGCAAUUCAGAACAUGGUGGGGAAAUUGUUUUGCAAAUCUUUUCACUCUGACAGUAAAAAGAAAAUGACAGUGGCUUCUGCCAUCAAUGUCACUAGCAAAGCAAUUGUGUCCAUGCAGAGUGAACUUCCCGAUCUCAAGACGGCAGGAAAUCUAGAGCAGGUAGAGCUGAUUGAUAAGAUCCUUAGUGCUAUGUUGAAUGAAGUACAAGUGAUUGACAUUGAAACAGAAACAGACAGGUCACAAAGCCCUGGAUUGCCAUUGUCACACUCCUCAGUAUCAUUUCACUCAGAAAUAGAUGACCAAACCAAACUCACCGGUACUGCUGUUCUCCCUGAAGUGUUUAUCGAAAGGAUUUCCCCUCUUCUGACGCAUACUUUUGUUGACAUGGAUGCUGCUUCAUUGUCUCCUGGAUGUGUAAAUGAAACCAUCAGUAGUGUGUUAGACACCAUCUUAGAAUGGGAAAAAUGUGUACCCAUCACUGGAAGACUGGAGAAAUUGAUCACUGAAACACAAAUAGGUCAAUAUUCCUAUGAUAUUGCAGAUCGAGUACAUAAAACACUAAAAGGUUAUCAUGGUCUCCAGACCAUUUCCGUGCCAGUUGGAAAGAGUCUUUCAGAUUCUAUGCUUUGCAAAUUAACAUCUAGAGCUGAGGGAAAGAAUGAAAUUCCAUCAGAGUUCGUUUACAGUUAUGUAGAGGAGGCUGUGAAGCGACUACUCCUGUCAUGUUUGUUCCCCUCAGCAUCUUCUGAGAAUCAAGAACGUUUACAGAAUAAUCUAGAGACCUCAAAAUCAUCACCUGAGGUGUUUGGAAGUACAAUGAACGUAUUCACACAAGUGAUGACCAACGAAGUCAUGGUGGCACUCUCCACAGAGUCAAAGAAAAAUGUUUCUUCUGACUUGAAGGAAUUAGUUAAGGAGGAUCAGAAACUCUUAGACAAACGGGCACAGGACACUAAAACUAGAUCAUCCACCACUAACUCAAACAAUCUGCCCCCUCGUACUUUUGACGAACAUACAGAUUUGAUGCAAAAUAGUCAGUGUGAAGGAGUCGCCAGUUCAUGUCACCUACGUCUGUUAGAGUCCAACAAGAAAGACUUUGCCUCCUUGGUCUCCAUGCUGGUCAUUCGACUCCUGAAGAAAGUCAAUAGCUUACAAAAGGACAUUGGCACCCACCAGGAUGGACUUCCAGAUAAUGUGCUGGAUAUGUCCAGAGACUUGAUUCAGAAGAUUCUGUCUGAGCUCAAUACAGCGUUUGGCAUGACAGGCGAUGAAACCUAUCCUAAGGAUGUGAAUUUUCACCAGAUUUACAGAAACGUUUACAAAGAACUUACUCGACAGUUUGGGUCUGAAGAUGUGCUCCGUUUUGCCCUUGAAUCACAAGAUCAAUCUUUUGAAUCAUCACUGGUAGAAACGCUAACAAAAGAGAUAACAAAGACUUGUAGCCAAACCAGCAUACCAGCUUCUACACAUCUCCCUCCAAUUCAACCUACAGUUGGACAAGACCAAGGAAAGGAAAAGACCAGGAACAAAAUGUUUCCAGUUUGGCUCAAGAUGCCAACAAUCAAAUCGAAGAAACCAAAGAGAGGAUCACAGAGUCUCCUUGUAAGCCAGGCCUCUCCUGUUGCAAACACUAAGCUCAGUGAGACGCUGGCUCAGGUCACCAAGGCUCCUGUAUCUGCUGGCCCACUGGAGAUGCCACAGGAGGAAGAGACCGUAGGGUGCUGUUUCUUCAGGAUGCCGAAAUUUAAGUUCUCCUUCAAGAAAAUAAGGAAAGGUGCUAAAAUUGGCCAUUGUGACGAUGAUAAGUCCUUUGAAGAGAACAUCAAUGUCUCAGCCUGUGCAACAUCUUGUCAGACUCGGUUCAAUGAGGCUACUGCUGAACUGACUGCUUCUGAGAGCCAAACUAAACUGGAAGAGACUGCAUCUAGACUGACCAACACAUCUACUCCAAAGAUGGGACUGUCUCACCUAGCUGUUUAAGUCACCGACACAGCUCAAUGAUCCUUUGAAUCAUCGGAUCCUCUAAGAACUCUUCGGUCCUUUCAACUACAUUUUUUUGAACCCCAAUCUGGCUAUUUUAAUUAAACGUAUUAUUGCAUGCAUAUUGGUGUAACUUUGCCAUUUGUUGGGUACUAUAGGGAUGACUACAUACAGUGGCGCUGGGAAGCUUGUGAAUCUGUUGGAGGUUCUUGAAAGUUCUUGAACAACAGCUUUUAGUUGAUUUUAAUCUCAUAUUAAAAUAUCAAAUCAUAUGAAUCUAACUGUGCUUAAUUGUAAGAUAUGUCACAGGCUUGAAGCUGAAAGGUUAGCUUUGCAUUGUGUUUUGAUGAGAAGUUGAGAUGUCGUAAAUCGGCCAGAUUGGAGUGCGCCCA
Molecule: messenger RNA, 3571 nt
Organism: Clupea harengus (Atlantic herring)
Lineage: Eukaryota; Metazoa; Chordata; Actinopteri; Clupeiformes; Clupeidae
Exons: 10
Coding region: 150-3179 (1009 amino acids)
Source: RefSeq, a predicted model, not a curated record